Messenger RNA from Trichomycterus rosablanca, 11484 nucleotides. It is a transcript of the gene fryl, whose product is annotated as furry homolog, like. NCBI's taxonomy places the organism in Eukaryota, Metazoa, Chordata, Actinopteri, Siluriformes, Trichomycteridae. The coding region runs from base 615 to 9944 and encodes 3109 amino acids. The record is from RefSeq and is a predicted model, not a curated record. Gene Ontology annotation, cellular component: cell cortex; site of polarized growth. The transcript has 61 exons. Gene Ontology annotation, biological process: neuron projection development; cell morphogenesis.
GUUUGCGUUUAAAGCGCCCGGAGACGAGUCAGCGAGCAUUAGCGGCGUGCUGAUGACAUCACCCUCCUCCCCUUUCCUCCCGUGUGUGCCAUUGAAACAAGUGCUCUCAGUACAGGCCCCAGGAGCGAGUGCUUGCCAGCGGGACUAUGGGGAGGGGUUGGCUUUAAGCGAAUGGUAAGAGAGAAAGAGCGAGAGUGAGAGAGUGGAGUGUAUUCGCAGUGCUUUGCGCACACAGCAAGAGAAAGAGGGGCGGAAUAUCGCUGCUGUCUGCUGGGAGUCUGUCCUCACUAUUUCUCGCUCGCGAACGCUCGGACGCUUCCGGAACAAACUUUUUAAACAAAGCCUGACUGGAUUCUGGACGCUUUCUUUUCCCGUCUGUCGUUUCUCGUCGCUCCAUCCUCGGCCGGUCUGUUUGUGUUCGUCUGUAGCAUCAUGCGUGCCCUCAUGAUGCCAACUCGUGCACGGAGUCAACAGCCCACAUACGUACCCCGCCGCAGGAGCGCACGCACGCUCGACCCGCCAGUGGUGUGACGGAUGAAGAACGGACCUUAGCGCCAGCGGGACUGGCCACUCGCUCCUGUGCCUUUUUUUACCCACAAUUCCGGGGUUACAUCAUGUUGAGUCUGCAGGAUUCGGUGUUCUUUGAGAUCAGCAUCAAGUCACUUCUCAAGUCGUGGAGCGGGAACACCUCCGUCCCAGUGAGCAGCAGCAACAGCAGCAGUGUGAGUAGACGCCGUACGGCUCCGUCCCUUCCCCUCAGCUGGGAGAAGCGCAGUACUCACGUCGCAGCCAUGUCCAGCAUCACCAUCGACCCCGAGCUCAAGCCCGGAGAGUUCGUCAUCAAGAGCCUCUUCGCCGAGUUCGCUGUGCUCGCCGAGAAGAAGAUCGAGGUGGUCAUGGCCGAACCUCUGGAGAAGCCGUUAUCCAGAUCACUGCAGAGAGGGGAGGAUGCACAGUUUGACCAGUUAAUAAGCUCUAUGAGCUCGAUAGCAGAACACUGUUUACCUUCACUCUUACGCACGCUGUUCGACUGGUACCGGCGACAAAGUGGCACCGAGGAUGAGUCCUAUGAGUACAGACCCAGAUCCAGCACCAAGUCCAAAGGAGAUGAACAGCACCGUGAUAAAGACUACCUAUUGGAGAGGAGGGACUUAGCCAUAGACUUCAUUUUUUGUUUAGUUUUAGUGGAGGUUUUAAAACAGAUUCCUCUUCAUCCUGUGCCAGAUGCUUUAGUACAUGAAGUCCUUAACCUGGCAUUUAAGCACUUUAAACACAAAGAGGGCUGUUCGGGGCCCAACACUGGUAAUGUGCACAUCAUUGCUGAUCUGUAUGCUGAGGUCAUAGGAGUCCUCACCCAGUCCAAGUUCCAGGCAGUGCGGAAGAAGUUCAUAACCGAGCUGAAGGAGCUGCGGCAGAAGGAACAGAGUCCUCACGUGGUACAGAGCAUCAUCAGCCUCAUCAUGGGCAUGAAGUUCUUUAGAGUCAAAAUGUAUCCUGUUGAAGACUUUGAGGCCUCCUUUCAGUUCAUGCAGGAAUGUGCCCAGUAUUUUCUCGAGGUGAAAGAUAAGGAUAUAAAGCAUGCACUUGCUGGACUGUUUGUGGAGAUCCUCAUUCCUGUAGCUGCAGCGGUAAAGAAUGAGGUGAACGUGCCUUGUCUGAAGAACUUUGUAGAAAUGCUCUACCAGACCACCUUCGACCUCAGCUCCAGAAAGAAGCACUCACUGGCACUCUAUCCUCUGGUCACAUGUUUGCUGUGUGUCAGUCAGAAGCAGUUUUUCCUCAAUAACUGGCACAUCUUCCUGCAGAACUGCCUCUCGCACCUAAAGAAUAAAGAUCCCAAAAUGUCUCGUGUAGCACUGGAGUCUCUCUACAGGCUGCUGUGGGUCUACAUCAUCAGGAUCAAGUGUGAGAGCAACACCACAACACAAAGCCGUCUCCUCAGUAUUGUCUCGGCACUUUUCCCCAAGGGCUCUCGCAGUGUGGUGCCCAGGGACACCCCACUCAACAUCUUUGUAAAGAUCAUUCAGUUCAUUGCUCAGGAAAGGCUUGAUUUUGCCAUGAAAGAAAUAAUCUAUGAUCUACUCUGUGUGGGCAAAUCUCACAAGACCUUCACUAUAAACCCAGAGAGAAUGAAUAUUGGCUUACGAGCGUUUCUGGUAAUAGCCGAUAACCUCCAACAGAAAGAUGGCGAGCCACCUAUGCCCACUACUGGUGUCAUCCUGCCCUCUGGUAACACCCUACGGGUCAAGAAGAUCUUCCUAAACACCACUCUUACAGAUGAAGAGGCCAAAGUCAUUGGAAUGUCUCUGUACUACCCUCAGGUGAGAAAAGCUCUGGAUAACAUCCUCAGGCACUUGGACAAAGAUGUGGGACGUUCCAUGACCAUGACCAAUGUGCAAAUGUCCAAUAAAGAGCCAGAGGACAUGAUCACUGGCGAGAGAAAGCCAAAAAUCGACCUUUUCCGGACAUGUGUAGCAGCCAUUCCCAGACUGAUUCCAGAUGGCAUGAGCAGACAAGAUCUCAUUGAGCUUCUGGCCAGAUUGACCAUCCACAUGGACGAGGAGUUGCGUGGCCUGGCCUUCACCACUCUACAGGCUCUCAUGGUGGAUUUCCCAGACUGGAGGGAGGAUGUUCUCUCUGGCUUUGUGUACUUCGUUGUGCGUGAAGUGACCGACGUGCACCCUGUGCUGCUGGACAAUGCUAUCAAGAUGCUGCUACAGCUCAUCAUCCAGUGGAGACAGGCUGUACAAAGCAGCAACCGCAGCCAGGACUCACAGGGCUCUAAAGGAAGUACAUGUCUGCCUCUGGAACGCUCUCCUCUCCUAUCUGUACUGCAUGUGGUGGAGGGUCUGGCCCUUGUGGUGCUGUGCAGCUGCAGGCCGGCCACUCGCCGUCUCGCCGUCAACGUGCUCAAAGAGGUCCGAGCCCUGCACAACGCCCUGGGCAUUGCCAAGGGUGAUGAGGAGUUGGCUGUAGAUGUGAUGGACAGGGUGAGUGCUUCAAUUCUAGAGAGCUUCAUCCAUCUGACUGGAGCUGAUCAGACUAACCUGCUGUACUGUCCUGGAGGAAUUGACCUCCAGACUCUGGCCGAGUGGAGCUCCUCACCCAUCAGCCACCAGUUUGAUGUCAUCAGCCCAUCGCAUAUCUGGGUGUUUGCUCAUGUGACCCAGGGUCAGGACCCAUGGGUCAUCAGCCUUUCCAGCUACCUGCGGCAGGAGAACCUUCCCAAGCACUGUCCCACGGCACUCAGCUACGCCUGGCAUUUUGCCUCCACCCGACUCCAGCUGCUUUCUCCUCAAGUAGACAUCAAUAGCCCGAUCAAUGCUAAGAAGAUGAACAGCAUGAGCAGUAGCACUGACUCCUAUGUGGGCUUGUGGAGAAACUACUUGAUUCUGUGCUGCAGCUCUGCAACAUCUUCACCGUCCUCUACAUCCUCAUCCUCAGCCCCAGGCUCUGUCCGCUGCUCCCCACCAGAGACGCUGGCGUCCACCCCGGACAGCGGAUACAGCUACGACUCGAAGAUCAUUGGGGUUCCGUCCCCCUCUUCUCUGUUCAAGCAUGUGGUUCCAAUGAUGCGCUCUGAGAGCAUGGACAUCACCGAGUCCCUCGUCCUGGGGCUUGGCCGGACCAACCCCGUCGCCUUCAGAGAGCUGUUAGAGGAGCUAAACCCCAUCAUUAAGGAGGCACUGGAGAGAAGACCAGAGAAUAUGAAGAGGCGGCGGCGGCGUGACAUCCUCAGAGUCCAGCUGGUCCGGAUCUUUGAGCUGUUGGCUGAUUCCGGAGUAAUCAGCCAAAUUGGGAGUGGGGGGCUGGAUGGAGAGAGCCAUUCUCUGAACAGCACCCUGUUAGAGUAUGUCGAUUUGACACGCCAGCUGCUGGAAGCUGAGAACGACAAAGACUCCGAUACACUCAGAGACAUCCGCUCCCACUUCAGCGCUCUGGUGGCCAGUAUCAUUCAAAAUGUGCCAGUGCACCAGAGAAGAAGUAUUUUUCCACAGCAGUCCCUGAGACACAGUCUGUUCAUGCUGUUCAGUCACUGGGCCGGACCCUUCAGCAUCAUGUUUACUCCUCUAGAUCGUUACAGUGACCGGAACAUGCAGAUUAACAGACACCAGUACUGCGCUCUCAAAGCUAUGUCAGCUGUGCUGUGUUGUGGUCCGGUUGCUGAUAACGUUGGUCUUUCGUCUGAUGGAUACCUGUACAAAUGGCUUGACAACAUCCUGGACUCACAGGACCGCAAGGUUCACCAGCUGGGCUGUGAAGCAGUGAUGCUUCUGUUAGAGCUCAACCCGGACCAGAAUAAUCUGAUGUUCUGGGCAGUGGACCGCUGUUACACAGGCUCUCGCAGGGUGGCUACUGGCUGUUUCCGAGCCAUCGCCAAUGUCUUUCACAACAGGGAUUAUCAGUUUGACACGGUGGUGCUGCUGAACCUGAUCUUGUUUAAGGCUGCAGAUUCUUCUAGAGAUAUAUACGAGGUGGCCAUGCAACUACUUCAGAUACUAGAGCCGAAACUAUUCCGCUAUGCCCAAAAACUGGAAAUCCAGCGCGCUGACGGGAUCUUGGCUCCACCUUCUCCGUUGCCCCACCUCUACUCAGUCUCCUACUAUCAGCUCAGUGAAGAGCUGGCACGCACCUACCCUGAGCUCACCCUGCCCAUCUUUUCAGAGGUGAGUCAAAGGAUCCAGACAGCGCACCCUGGUGGUAGGCAGGUGAUGUUGCACUACCUGCUGCCCUGGAUGAAUAACGUGGAGUUGGUGGACUUUAAGCCUCUCUUGAGGCGGCAGGAGGAAACCGAGGAGGAGGAGAGCGCACGUGACCAGGAGAUCAUAAUGAUGAACAGUCGCCGCUGGCUUCGAGGAGAGGGUUGGGGAUCUCCACAAGCAACCACCAUGAUCCUCAACAACCUCAUGUUUAUGACGGCUAAGUAUGGGGAUGAGUUUGCCUGGUCUGAGAUUGAGAACGUAUGGACCACUCUGGCGGAUAGCUGUCCCAAAAAUCUCAAGAUCAUUCUGCACUUCCUUAUCAGCAUGUCAGGAGUCAACAGUGAGCCGAGUCUUGUGCCUUACAUAAAGCGGGUGGUGGUUUACCUGGGCAGGGACAAAACUAUGCAGCUGCUGGAGGUGCUGAUGAGUGAGCUGGAGCUAACUGAUCCUGUCAGCUCAGCUGUAACUCACAUGGAUAACCCACCCUAUUACCGCAUUACUUCCUCCUACAAAAUCCCCUCUGUCACAGGCACUGCAUCCAGCAGCAACACUAUGGUUCCUGGACCUGAUGGCCAUCAGGACAACAAGCUCAAAGACCCCAACAUGGACGACAAUUAUUCACAUUUGGAUAUCUACGGUGGGCUCAAUAGCAAUCUGAACAGACAGCACCACCGUCUGGAGUCUCGUUACAGCAGCAGUUCUGGAGGAUCUUAUGAAGAAGAAAAAAGUGACUCUAUGCCUGUUUAUGCUAACUGGCGUUUAAAAGUCAUGGAUCAUAACCGACCUGAGCCGCUCCCCUUCCCACCUACAGGGGGCUGCUGGUCUCCGCUGGUUGACUAUUUACCAGAAACCACUGCACCUGGAGUCUGCCUUCACAGGUGUAAUAUUGCUGUGAUCCUGCUCACUGAUCUCAUUGUGGAUCACGGAGUCAAAAUUGAGUGGGGCGCCUACCUGCAUCUUCUACUGCAUGCCAUCUUCAUAGGGUUAGACCACCAGCACCCAGAGGUCUAUGAGCACUGCAAGCGUCUGCUACUCCACCUGCUGGUCGUUCAGGGAACCAACAACAGAGUUCAGUCACUGGCCUCUGUCCUGCUGCGCAACCGGGAGUUCCAUGAGCCCAGGGUCCUGACUAUAAAACCCACACCUCAGGAGUUAAACCUCACAGGUGUAUCAGAGUUGGUUCCAGAAUACCAGCCUUCCCCUAUGACAGACUCUGGUCUGAGUUCUUGCUCCACUUCCUCCAGCAUCAGUUUGGGUGGCACGGCUCUGCCCCACCUCCCCCAUGCGCUGCUCAACGAGGUGGACCUGUCUGCCGAACAAGACGAAAAAAUUAAAAACCUGAUUGAGUUUAUAAGUUCCAGGAAGCGUGGCCCGCUCUGGAAUCAUGAGGACAUGUCUCCCAAAAACACCAACAUCAAAAGUGCCGAGCAGCUUAGCGUCUUCCUGCGCCACGUCAUCGCUGUCUUCAAGCAGACGCAGUCAGGAUUCCAGUUGGAGCAGCUGUUGAGUGAGGUGGCCCUCCAGACGGCUCUGUCGUGUUCCUCUCGGCACUACGCCGGCCGCUCUUUCCAGAUCUUCAGGGCUUUGAAACAACCGCUCACUGCCUCCACGCUCUCAGAUGUGCUUUCUCGACUAGUGGAGACUGUGGGCGACCCUGGAGAGGAGGCUCAGGGCUUUGUAAUUGAAUUACUUCUGACUUUGGAGGCUGGUAUAGAUACUUUGGCUGAUACCAUGAAGAACUAUGACUUGCUCACAGCACUAUCACAAGCAUCAUGCCAUGAUCCCUUGUUGGGUACCAAGUUUGCCAUCAACAGAAAGAGCACAGGCCAGCUUAACCUAAGCAGUGGCGGUGGCCUGUUGCACGUGCACUACAGUCACGGCCGCAGCAACUCUCUUCGUGCCAGCCACAUGGGUGAGCGCAGGGGCGACCGGCGACGGAGCAACACCCUGGACAUUGGUGACCGUUCUGUAGCCAACCACGGCAAUCUGUUACGCGCACGUAGCCUGUCCUCCUUGUGCGAAGGCGGCGUGCCGGAUGGAGGGGGAGGGGAAGAAGGCGGAGGAGGAGGAGCGGGUGCAGGAGAGACGGGUCCACCGGCAGACCCCACAAAUUUGCUGGCGACGCUGUUCUGGAUUUCAGCGUCAUUGCUGGAGUCGGACUACGAGUUCGAGUACCUGUUGGCGCUGCGCCUGCUGAACCGCCUGCUGGCCCACCUGCCUCUGGACAAAGCGGAGAGCAGGGAGCGACUGGAGCGCGUACAGGCCAAGCUGCGGUGGUACAACUUCCCCGGCCUCCUGCAGCUCUUCCUUAAGGGCUUCACCUCAGCUGCCACGCAGGAGCUCACCAUCCACCUGCUGAGCAAGCUCAUCAGUGUGUGUCGACACGCGCUCGUAGACCCUUCACAGGUGGCAGGUUUCCCCCUGAACAUCCUGUGUCUGCUGCCUCAUCUGAUCCAGCACUUUGACAGUCCCACAGCGUUCUGCAAGGAGACGGCCGACCGCAUCGCUAAGGUGUGCGCCGAGGAAAAGUCGGCCACGCUGGCCAACCUGGCGCACAUGUUGAGCCUGUACUCCACACACAGCUACUCACGGGACAGCACCAACUGGAUCAACGUGGUCUGCCGCUACCUCCACGAUGCCUUUGCUGACAUCACCUUCAACCUGGUCACGUACCUAGCUGAGUUACUAGAGAAGGGCCUGCCCAGCAUGCAACAGUCUCUGCUGCUGAUCAUCUACAGCCUGCUGAGUCAUAUAGACCUGUCAGCAGCACCUGUGAAGCAGUUCAACCUGGAGAUCAUGAAGAUCAUAGGCAAAUACGUACAGAGCCCAUACUGGAAAGAGGCCCAAAACAUUCUGAAGUUAGUGGUGUCUCGCUCAGCCAGUCUGGUGGUGCCUGAUGAGAUGCAGCGCUCCUACAGCACCGAGUCAUCAGGCUCGCCCGAAAUCACUUUCACACGUAUAUUCAACAACGCCUCCAAAGAGUUGCCGGGCAAAACGCUUGACUUCCACUUUGACAUUUCAGAGACACCCAUCAUUGGGCACAAAUAUGGAGACCAGCGCAAUGCAGCCGGUCGUAAUGGAAAACCUCAGGUCAUUGCAGUGACCAGGAGCACAUCCUCCACUUCAUCUGGGUCCAAUUCCAACGGCCUGGUACCAGUCAGCUGGAAGAGACCUCAGCUAUCCCAGAGGAGAACCCGAGAGAAGCUGAUGAACGUCUUAUCUCUGUGUGGACCAGAGACUGGCCUGCCCAAAAAUCCUUCGGUUGUCUUCUCUUCAAGCGAGGACUUGGAUGCAGGUGACCAGCAGACCAGCCUUAUUCCUACAGUCGAGGAAGUGACACGGGAGGAGGAAGUGCAAGCGGAGGAUGCAGGAAGUGAACAGCAGUUUGGCGUGUUUAAGGACUUUGAUUUUCUGGAUGUGGAACUGGAAGACGCAGAGGGAGAAAGCAUGGACAACUUCAACUGGGGUGUAAGGAGGCGUUCUUUGGACAGCAUGGACAAAGGCGACACCCCGUCGUUGCAGGAGUGCCAGUAUGCGGGCAGCACGCCCAGCCUCAAUCUGACCAACCAGGAGGAUACGGAUGAGUCAUCUGAGGAGGAGGUACUGAGCGCUAGCCAGAUUCUCACCCGAACGACCCUCCUGAACAGUGACUCUGCGACAGACGACGCCACAUCCAACCACAUGGAUUCCCUGCAGCAGUCUCAGGAAUCUUCCAGUAGCAUUCUUACCGAAGAAGCCACGCCCACCCCACCACUACCCAUCCAUGAGACCACGCAUUCUGAUGGCAAUCUCAGCCAGCUGCCUGAGGACACGAGCGUAACAGCCAUGGAUGAGCUAAGCAGCAGCGUGAGCGAGGACACGGGUUUCUGCAGCGCCCCACCGCUGCCAUCCGACCCCCCCGAACUUUGUGAUCUUCCAGACCCCCCUGAUGACCCCUACCUUGCCCCCCGUCCUCAUCCAGGUAUGGACAGUCCUCCUGGUUCGCUCUGUGAGGAGGAGGAGACGGCACCAGAUUCGGUGUGUGAGGAAGAUGUAACGCUGGCACUCAAGGAGCUUGAUGAGAGGUGCGAGGAAGAAGAGGCUGACUUCUCUGGCAUGUCCAGUCAGGAUGAAGGUGAUGCGGACAGUUUUCCCGAGUUGCAGUCCUCGCCUCCGCCGUCUCCCUUUCUCUCUGCCAUCCUGGCAGCGUUUCAGCCGGUCACUUACGAUGAUGAGGAGGAUGCCUGGCGCUGCCACGUCAACCAGAUGCUCUCUGACACUGACGGUUCCAGUGCUGUCUACACUUUCCAUGUCUUUUCACGUCUGUUCCAGCACAUCCAAGGAAAGUUUGACUCCAUUACCCAUGCUUCAGUGCGUUUCCUCGGUGAGGGGCUUCAACGAAUGGGAAACCAGUUCCUCAGCUCUCUGGAGGUCCUAACAUCAUGUUCCCAGUGUCCCACAGUGCUACUGGAUGCAGAGACUCUGGUUUCCUGUGGGUUGCUGGAGACAUUAAAGUUCAGUGUACUGGAGUUGCAGGAGCACCUGGAUACGUACAACGGCAAAAAAGAUGCAGCCGAACAGUGGUUAGAGAACUGCAGAAAGACAUUUGGUGAUAAAGACAGCAACCGUCGACCAACCGCUCAAGCUCAGCAAAUGGAAAUUCUAGCAGAGCUGGAGCUGUGUCGGAGGUUGUAUAAGCUUCAUUUUCAGCUGCUGCUGCUCUUUCAGGCCUACUGCAAACUCAUCAACAGAGUGGACACUAUAAAAAGAGAGGCUGAGGUAACCAACAUGUCAGAGGAGCUAGCCAUGUUGGAGAGCUGUCUGAAGCAGGCUGAGUCAGUGAGCGAUGGACAGGAAGGAGUCAGCGUGUCUGUGGCAGUGCAGUCCAGCACAGAAACGGCUAUCCACUCGCUGAUCGAGAGUCUUCGUGCUCAAGACUUCAGCUCUGCACUCGCUCAAGUCAAAGCCUUUAGAUGCUUGUGGCCCAACGACAUUUUUGGCAGCGAUAAGGACGACGCGGUUCAGACCCUGCUGCACAUCUACUUUCGCCACCAGACGCUGGGUCAGACCGGCUGCGUAGCAGUGGUGGGGCCGAGCAGGGAUUUGUCUCAGUCCAGCGCUCGUCUGAUGGAGCUCAACAUGCAGAUCUGUGAGGCUCUGCGCCAGGCUCAGAGCUCCCAGAGCCUCAUUUACAACCAAACGCCCAGUUCUCCUCAGACUCAGAUCAACACUCACAAUACAGUGUUCAGCUCGGGACUGUGACAGGUCACAGAUCUAGUGCAGGGACUACAGAUUCAUUCAGCAGGGAACAGAAGUAAGUUGUCUUGUCUGCCAGGGUGGCUGGCUGGGGGCUAAAGUACGCGUGUGAGGAUCAUUUUGACUAAAACACACAGUUGAAUACAUAAAUUAAGUUUCCCCAUUUUUUGUGAUAGAAUGCAAAUUUCAGGUAAUGAGGACAUGAUUUCGGGAGGGACACUGGGCAACGAUGAUGCUAAAUUGCACAUGUUUUAGCGGAAGGACCUAAGACCUCUGGAGUGAUCUAAAAACCGGAUACAGUUACAGUGUGCUGUAGCAAAGCACUGGUGGUGUCCGUUCUAUCCACUUUAUUCAAUAUCUCAACCAAUAAGUACAUAAACCAAGAUUUAAACGCAUGCGUGAAAGUGAAAAAGCACUGCAACUAUUUUUUUGAGAAGUGUAUUUUUAUUAGAGCUAACAAUCCUAGGUUGUAAAUGUUAGAAAAUGUAUAAUUGAGAAGCGAGGACUCGGCUCUCAGACUCUUUAUUGAGGUUGAACUUUACUGACCCGCACCAAGCAGAAACUUUAGCUUUCGUUGAGUUGCUCUAACAAACUCAUACUCUAUAACCAAAAACGUAGCUGCCUGUAGACAACCAUAGACUCCUGACCAUGUGGGAGGAUGACGUGUGCGUGUGCGAGAGUGUGUUCCAUAUACUGAUCUUUGCACACACAUUCUCUUACAUGCACAUUAGCACAUUAAAAGUGCAACCUGGCUGCAACUCAUAAAGGAAAUGUCAAUAACUUAUUGUACUCUGUAUAUAUUUUAGAAAAAUGUAUAGUGUAAAAGCAGUAUUUUUCCCUUGUACAUUUGUGUAAUGCACUGUUCAACAGAAUAGAGUAUAAAGCUAAUGCAAAAAAAGAAAAAAAAAAACAGCUGUAACAGCCACUAACGACCCUCUUUCUCGUUACAAAAACCCAAUUUCCAGCUUUUUUCUUCAAACCAGCGCCCUGUGAGCUCAGGACAGGUCUCAUCAGUUCUCUUCUCUUCUUAAUCUCCACUGUGAUUUUUCAUAUUGGCUCGCAAUCCUCUGCAGACACCCUGCUCUAAACCCCCUGUCGAGGGGAAAACCAGGGCCAGGGUUCCUCUGUGUUGGCUUCAUGUUAAUCUCCAGGUUCAGGGCUGCACUGAGGGAGCGGUGGCUCAGCUGUGCUUUUUAACAGCACUGUGCUUCACUUUAUUUUGCUUAACCUUGACGCGAAGUGCUGGGCCAUCGUUUUUUUUUUUAAGUGUUGGAGGAACACGUCAUGGCACAUUACAAAGAAAUCACUGUAUUCAUUCCCUACUAAACUUUUCUGUUGCUUGUCUGGUACAUUUGAAUGCUGUUCUUAAUUAUUUAAUGGAUAUUAUUUGGAGGAAAAUAGUUUUUUAUUUAGAGGUGCAUUACCCCUAUCUGUUCCCCCUCAUCCUUUUGUGUUCUUUUUUUGUUGUUGUUUUUUUUGUUUUUCAUCCUUCCCAUCUCACUUACCUGCCUUACCUUGUCCUUAAUAAAUAAAAAGUUAAUCUGAA